AUGGGUCAGCGAGGCUCCUCCCCCGGCAUCUGCAAUUAUACCAAUAAUACCGAAAAGGACCCGGGGGCGUCAGAGCACCGUUCAGCCACAUCAGGAGGAAAACACAUGCCAAAUAUAACUGUUCCAACUGAAUGCGCAGGAGUAGUACCGUUACCGAUACCGUUUGGUGAAGCCUCGAUGUUGCGACGUUCAUGGCUUUCCGUAAAGGAAUCGGAGCUUGCACGUGAGUGGCAGGUGGGCCGCCAUAAUCAAAGCAGCGGCGUGUUGUCCACAUCGCCGCAUGUCCCACUCACAUGUGCUGGCGUCCCAUUUCCCGCUAACCGCACCUCCGGUGUUAUUCAUGGCGAUGAUACACGCGAAUUGUGGGGAGAAGGAUUACCUGUUGGUAAAAGCUAUUUUUUAGCCCUUCAAUCCUCCUGGCGUAGCGGAGGGUCGCAGCAUCGCCGGUUCCCGCUCCCGCCUGUCAACCCACUGGAUUUGAACGAAUCAGCCAUUGAGCGGGCUAUUGAAGAAACAGUUGGGCAACCGCUUCAGCCGCCAGUGCCGCUAUCGUUUAUGGUGAGCGAUAUAUUAGUUCCACAAUGGGAAGUGAAUGGGCUCUACGAUGCCCCUGCGGUGCGGCGUAUGUAA
Trypanosoma brucei brucei TREU927 is the source of this 630-nucleotide messenger RNA. RefSeq lists its product as hypothetical. Bases 1 to 630 code for a protein of 209 amino acids. The record is from RefSeq and is a predicted model, not a curated record. The transcript has a single exon. Lineage: Eukaryota; Euglenozoa; Kinetoplastea; Trypanosomatida; Trypanosomatidae.